UUUCCUCUCAAGGCCAUGUCAUGGCAUUGCUCAGUGCAUGAAGUGCUGGGUUUGACCCUGCUCUGUGGGUCUCAAGCAAGAUUCCAGCUGUCACAUCCCUUCUUGUGUAUGCCACAGCUUGGAUCCCUCACUUCUCUCAGCCCUCUCUUAUUUUGCAGGAGAAUUCCUGUAGCCCUUGUGUGGGAAGAUGACUGCAGUGAUCACAUGGAAAAUAUUUGUGGCUACUUAAUGAAAUACACCAAUCUUGUCACUGGUUGGCAAUAUCGGUUUUUUGUUUUAAACAAUGAUGCUGGCCUGCUGGAGUACUUUGUGAAUGAGCAGUCUAGACAUCUGAAGCCCAGAGGUACCCUGCAGCUGGCUGGAGCUGUCAUUUCACCCAGCGAUGAAGACUCUCACACCUUUACAGUCAACGCUGCCAGUGGGGAGCAGUAUAAACUAAGAGCUACUGAUGCUAAAGAGCGACAGCACUGGGUUAGCAGGCUACAGAUAUGCACACAGCAUCACACAGAAGCUAUUGGAAAGAACAACCCUCCUCUGAAAUCUCGCAGCUUCUCUCUUGCAUCCCAAGGAAGUGCCAACUCUCCUGGUGUGCAGAGAAGACCCAGUCAAAAUGCAGUUUCCUUCUUCAAUGUUGGACAUCACAGAUUGCCAACGGGAAAAAGAGUUCCCAUUAUGCAGCCAGAUCACCUUGUAGAUGUUAGAGAGAUGAUGUCUCAGGCUGAGGGCCAGCAGAGAGAUUUGAUCAGGAGCAUAGAAUGCCUUCCUGCCUCCGGUCACCUUACAUCCUUGGAUCAGGACCUAUUGAUGCUCAAAGCAACUUCCAUGGCAACCAUGAACUGCUUAAAUGACUGUUUCCAUAUUCUCCAGUUACAACAUGCUUCUCAACAAAAGGGAUCCUUACCAGCAGGAACGACAAUCAGUUGGUUGGAACCGAAGAUCUCCCUGGCAAACCACUUCAAAAAUGGAGCAGCUCAGAAUUUCCCAGCAGAGAUAAACAAGCCAGAAUCUGUCAGAGAAGAGCAGUCCAUUGCAGAGCCCUGCCAGCUAACAAGGGAACCUGAAGAAAUAAAUCCAGAUGAGGAGCUGGAGGAUAUCUGUGAUGAUAAAGAAGAUGAUCUAGGGGCAGUAGAAGAGCAGCGCAGUGUUAUCUUGCAUCUUUUGUCUCAGCUGAAACUUGGCAUGGACUUAACAAGAGUGGUUCUUCCCACUUUCAUUCUAGAGAAGCGGUCGUUGCUGGAGAUGUACGCGGACUUCAUGUCCCACCCCGAUCUCUUCAUCGCCAUCACGAACGGCAGCAGCCCCGAGGAGAGGAUGAUCCGCUUUGUGGAGUAUUACCUCACCUCCUUCCACGAGGGCCGCAAGGGAGCCAUUGCCAAGAAGCCCUACAACCCCAUCAUUGGGGAGACCUUCCACUGCUCCUGGAGGAUGCCCAAGAGCAACGUGGCCACCGAUGCUGGCACCAACUCCUCUGCUCACUCCCCCUCGGAGCAAGUAACUCUGCCUAAAGAUGCGGAAGGCCAAGCUGAGCCGGACUAUUACACGGUGAAAUUCGUAGCUGAGCAAGUGUCCCACCAUCCUCCUGUCUCAGGGUUUUAUGCUGAGUGUGUAGAGAGGAACAUGUGUGUCAAUGCCCACGUCUGGACAAAAAGUAAAUUCCUAGGAAUGUCAAUAGGAGUGACAAUGGUUGGCGAGGGUAUCUUACAUCUCUUGGAACACGGAGAAGAAUAAUUUCACACCAAGCCCUUCUACGGUGGCAAAUUGCAUCGAGUCACAGGUGAAGUGAAGCAGAACAUGACAAACACGGUGGUGUGCAAAGUGCAGGGGGAGUGGAACAGUGUGCUUGAGUUCACCUACAGCAACGGGGAGACCAAAUAUGUGGACUUGACAAAGCUCUUUGUGACAAGAAAACGAGUCCGGCCCCUGGAGAAGCAAGGCCCCUUUGAAUCUAGGAGGCUGUGGCAGCACGUGACAGAGUCUCUGCGGGAUGGAGACAUCGAUAAGGCUACAGAGCACAAGCGAGCCCUGGAAGAACGGCAGAGGAAUGAAGAGAGACUUCGUGCUGAGACAGAAACACCUUGGUGUACUAAAUACUUCCUUAAAGAUGGAGAUGGCUGGGUUUACCAUAAACCCCUCUGGAAAACAGUCUCUGCCGCACAAGCUCAGCAAACGGACAGUAACUAGAAAAAAGCUGCUUUAAGAUGAGUUUUCUGAUUUUCCUCUCCUUUUCCUCUGUCUCUCAGAACACAGUAAUCACACUGAGUGUCCCCUUUUUAUGUAAUUGUGCAAGUUUAAAUGAGCAUAAAGAAAUAAGAGAAAUAAAGAAAUAACUAUACUAGGGCACUUUAAAGCUAUUUUAAAAAAAAAAAAGAAGGUAAAAAUCCAAGUUGUAGAGUCAAACCUGCCAGGUACAUUCAACCAACUUGUUUUUUUUUGUAUGAUCCAAGAGAUUUUAUCUGCAUUGUGUAAGAUUUCUUCUAAGUAGAUCUGAUUGCAAAAGCUGCCUGAGAGAAGAAGGAACCUGUUGGAUUUUAGAGUGACAUAAGAACUCUUUUGGAAUCUGUGUCAAGCUCUUUAAUCACUGAAACCUCCGCAGUACACAAGUAGACAACAGCAACAGAAAAUUGCUGCUUUUAUGCCCAGUAAUUAACCUUCUUGGCAAAAACUGGAAGGGUGUUUGGAAGAUGUGCCUGAAAUCAGUAUUAAGAAACAACUGGAUCAUGACGACCUUUCCUUCAGAGAGAGCGCCUGCAUGCAUUGGAGGAAUAUGGGAUGUACGUAGAGACUACUUUUCUUUUUUAUGGAUUUAUAAAAGCAAUUAGAAGUGUAACCAUGGAGAAAUUUUUCCUCUGAAACGUUUUAAUAUACUUGAAAUAAUUGACUUGAAUUGGAAAAGUAAUUUGAACACUUUUCAACUCUAAUUUUAUUAAAUCUCUUUGAGUGACUGGUUUUUCUCAAGUUAUAUUAUAAUGAGAUCUGGCCUGUUUUUUCUCCUCCAACUUCUCUUCCUGAGGACUAAGGCUCUCAAAAUGAACAGAAAACGUACAGUUUUGUAUUUAAAUUUCUCUGCCCAUCUAAUCGUUUCAGAGAUGAAGUAUCAGUGUUACAAACUGUCCUUUGGGUUGUUUUGUUUUCCUCCUGUGGUGUUGUUCAGAACAAAGCAGUGAAAUGUGACCUUGAAUACAUGGACUGUAGGUCCUGGUUUUUCAUCUUACCAUAAAGAAACCCAAACAAACAUCGAUUAUGCUGAGGACUGGGUAUUGAUUUGAAACACAAUCAGAUAUCAGGAAACUGUAUUCAGGUACAAACAUACCUUUUUUUUUUUUCUCCUUUUUAUAACUAUUUUAUUGAAGUCUAAGAAUUGCUGGCAAUUAAGAAUAGUACUUACUAUGGCUUUCGUUAUUGUUGUAACUACAAGCUACCUUAAUUUUUCCAACAGUGGUGCCUUAAUCUGUUUUUUCUUCUGAUGUAGUCUUCCAGUCAGUGUAUAUAACAUUAUCUGCCACUUCCCAGCCAUAGCAAUGGCUGCACCUGAUCCAGCAUCAUGAGAACUCACAAGUGUGUGAUCUGGUAAGAUGUUUUCCAUAGAGAAGAUGCAAGUGUAAGAAUGCAUCAGAAGGUUUAAAUAACCAUGUUAACUUUCAACACAAACUUUAAAUCAUGCAAAAAAAAAAAAAAUGUUUGGUUUAUGCACAACUGUUUUGAUCCUCUUGUACAUUUUUUUUUUUUGCUGUGAAAUGCACUGAGAUCUCAAUGCAAGUCAUAGUCCGUUUAUGAGAAGUGGGGGGGGGAAUAAUAAAGCUACAAAAUGA
Cyanistes caeruleus (blue tit) is the source of this 3809-nucleotide messenger RNA. RefSeq names its product oxysterol binding protein like 11 (gene OSBPL11). Gene Ontology annotation, molecular function: sterol binding. Lineage: Eukaryota; Metazoa; Chordata; Aves; Passeriformes; Paridae. The record is from RefSeq and is a predicted model, not a curated record. Gene Ontology annotation, cellular component: membrane; cytosol; Golgi apparatus.